AUGGCUCAGCUCUUUAAUGUCUCUACUUUGAUAAUGCAGUGCACACGCUUUCGUCAAAAUCACUCAAUGAAUCUAAGCCCACAAAAUCAAGUAAACAUUCUGACACUAGCCAAUAAAAAAUAUAAAAAUGAAGUCUCCUCUGAUAACUCAUUUGUGUAUAUUCAGAACUAUAAACCUGAAGUAAAAUUCAGUUACCUACCCAGGUAU
Molecule: messenger RNA, 207 nt
Organism: Schistosoma curassoni
Lineage: Eukaryota; Metazoa; Platyhelminthes; Trematoda; Strigeidida; Schistosomatidae
Source: the annotation of a GenBank genome assembly